Messenger RNA from Arachis ipaensis, 5311 nucleotides. Its product is annotated as protein serine/threonine kinase. Gene Ontology annotation, biological process: protein phosphorylation. NCBI's taxonomy places the organism in Eukaryota, Viridiplantae, Streptophyta, Magnoliopsida, Fabales, Fabaceae. Gene Ontology annotation, molecular function: protein kinase activity; protein binding; ATP binding. The record is from RefSeq and is a predicted model, not a curated record.
AUUUAGAAUGACUGAAAUAACCUUACAUACGAAGACUAUUUACUUGAAAGGGAAGGAGGUGGAGUCGCGAGGUUUCAGCUGCAACGUUGGUACUUACUUGAUGGCGGUUGGAGCAUGAGUGUUGAGUAUGCGGGAAGCAACCACUGUUAAUGGAGUGAACUCGCUGAGUUGACUCAGUUGAGCUGAGCGAGUUCGUCAUGGAGCAACACUGUUGUUACUGCUUCGACUGCCUCCAGCUUCGAAUCAACUCCGAUUUCUCCGACCAACUCUUGUUCAAUUAUGGCAUUUCCUCUUCCCCUUUCCCUUUCGGUUCUUCCGCCGUCGUCCAAAUUUCUGGUACAGCUGGCAGUGAAGCUUCAUCCGGUCAAUUUAUAUUGCAGUACACGCGCUCUCAUCACAGCAAUUGUUUCUCCAAUUAUGUAAAUGAGUAUAUUUUGGAUAGUAAUGAAGGAACUAGGAGUAGUGAUCCUGAUACUGGCACAAGCCAAUGUGGUCCUAAUGUGCAAAAUGGUGGAAUUUCUUCAUCAUCAGAUGCUGAAACCAAAAGAGCAUCUUCCAUGAGCACAAGUUGUAGUCAUUCCGGAAAGUUUUCUUGCUUCAGGAUAAUCACUUCACUGGCCCCCGGUGCCCGCGUGGAAGUUUCUUCAUUUUCUACCAUCCAAGAGGUUGCCACUGAUUUCUUGUCUGGGUUAAUGGAAGAUCAUGUGUUGGAUUCACUUGAUAUCUGGAUUGAAGGGAAAGCUUCAGGAAGGGACAGCACAAAUUUCCUUAGCUUAAUUGGCUUGCCAUUUUUUCAGGAGGACACAUUUCCCGGCUCCUUGAGGCAUCCAAACAUAGCCCCUGUCCUUGCAUUUUUUAAAUCAUCUGAUCAUGUUAACAUGGUGCUUCCAAAGACUCCAUACAAUCUCGAGAAUAUUCUGCAUUUUAACCCCAGUGCCUUUAAAUCUGACUGGCAUAGAGGAUUUCUUAUAUAUCAGCUGCUCUCAGCUUUGGUAUACCUUCAUGGUCUAGGGGUUUCUCAUGGCAACUUAUGCCCAUCCAAUAUCAUGUUGACUGACUCAUUAUGGUCUUGGCUGAGAUUAUGGAAUGAACCUACAUUGGAAUUUAAUUCAACUUUACAAAAGAGUGAAGACGUUAAUUCAAGCCCUGCAAAAAUUAGUUGUUACAAUAGUGGUUGCCAUUCUAAUGGUCUUUAUGCUGAUUUAAAGCUUUCACCGUCAAUAGAUUGGCAUUCUAGCUUCCAUCAUUGGUGGAAAGGAGAGUUGAGUAAUUUUGAGUAUUUACUUAUCUUAAACAGAUUAGCAGGCAGAAGGUGGGGAGACCAUACAUUUCAUCCAGUAAUGCCUUGGGUAAUUGAUUUUAGCACCAAACCUGAUGAUAAUUGUGAUGCAGGAUGGCGAGACUUGAGCAAGAGCAAAUGGCGCUUAGCAAAAGGUGAUGAACAGUUGGAUUUCACCUAUUCAACAUCUGAAAUACCUCAUCAUGUGUCAGAUGAAUGCCUCUCUGAACUGGCUGUGUGCAGUUAUAAAGCAAGAAGGCUGCCUUUGAGGGUACUCCGAAUGGCUGUUCGUUCAGUUUAUGAACCUAACGAAUAUCCUUCCACAAUGCAGAGGCUCUAUCAAUGGACCCCAGAUGAGUGCAUUCCAGAGUUCUACUGUGACGCCCAAAUAUUUAGGUCGAUUCAUGAUGGAAUGGCUGAUUUGGCUGUACCUUCUUGGGCUGAGACUCCAGAGGAUUUCAUUAAAUUGCAUCGUUGGGCAUUAGAAAGUAAUAUGGUUUCUUUUCAACUCCAUCAAUGGAUAGAUAUAACCUUUGGGUACAAAAUGUCUGGGCAAGCAGCUAUUGCUGCAAAGAAUGUUAUGCUUCCUAUAUCAGAACCUACGAUGCCAAGGUCAACGGGACGUCGUCAGCUCUUUACACGACCUCACCCCAUUCGUCUUGCCACUCCAACUGCACGUCGUUAUGCCACCAAUAAAUAUGCUAAAGUUUGGAGCCAGGAAAAUGAAAUACUGCGAGAGACGACUCUCCUGUCUGAUGCUGCCUAUCUACAAGAACUAGAACAAGCAUCUGCAUUUUCUGAGCAUGCUAGGCAUUUGAAUUCUUGUUAUCAGUGUCCAUUAAAUCAAACACAGGGAGAUCCAACAAAGCAGUCAAUUAACGAAAGCAUAUGCAAAUUAUCUUUGCCUGACAGAAAUUACAUGCUGCCAUAUAAAAUGAAUCUGAUUUCUUUGAUUCAGCAUAUGAAGGAAGAAGAUGACGGUUCGCCAGGAUAUCCAGACUAUUUGCUUUGGAGGCAAAAAUUGUCUUCCUCAAAAGUUAGCUCUGAAGAUAUUGCUAGGGACAUUUUUUCUAUUGGUUGUCUGUUAGCAGAACUUCAUCUUUCUAGUCCCCUCUUUGAUUCAACCUCAUAUGCGAUGUACUUGGAAGAUGGGACCUUACCAGGAUCUCUUUGUGAACUACCUCCUUAUGUUAGGUUACUUGUUGAAGCAUGCAUACAAAAGGAUUGGACGAGGAGGCCUUCAGCCAAAUUUCUUCUGGAAUCACCUUAUUUUCCAAAGACAAUAAAGUCCUCCUACACGUUUCUUGCCCCACUUCAGCUUGUUGCUAAGGAUGAGACCCGCCUUCGUUAUGCCACAAAUCUUGCAAAGAAGGGAGCUCUCAGAGAAAUGGGCUCAUUAGCAGCUGAAAUGUGCGCUACUUAUUGCUUACCACUUGUAGUCAAUACUGUGAAUGAUGCUGAAGCUGAAUGGGCAUAUAUACUACUGAAAGAAUUUAUGAAAUGCUUAAAAGAAAAAGCAGUGAAGAAAUUAAUCUUGCCAACCAUACAGAAGAUUUUGCAGACAACAGGUCAUCUACAUUUAAAGGUUUCCCUUUUACAAGAUUCAUUUGUACGUGAAAUAUGGAACCGAGUUGGUAAACAAGUAUACCUGGAAACUAUUCACCCAUUGGUUUUAUCAAACUUGUAUAAUUCUCUGGAUAAAAGUUCAGCUGCAUCUGCCUCUGUCCUUCUAGUUGGUUCUAGUGAGGAGCUUGGAGUACCUAUUACCAUCCACCAGACAAUCUUGCCUCUUGUUUACUGUUUUGGUAAAGGACUUUGUGCUGAUGGCAUUGAUGUGCUGGUCAGACUUGGUGGCCUUUUUGGAGAAUCCUUUAUUGUAAAACAGAUGCUACCAUUACUAAAAAAUGUUGUUCGCUCGUUCAUUGAUAUGUCAAGCAUGAACAAGCCUGAUCCUGUCCAGAGUUGGAGUGCUUUAGCACUUAUUGAUUGCAUGAUGACAUUAGAUGGCCUUUUACCUUUCUUGACAGAAGAGAUUAUUGUAAAGGAGCUGCUUGAAGACCAAAAUUGUGUACUCAUCAGGGUUCUUAUGCAGAAACAUAUGGACAUUGCCGUGCUUCAGGUUGCUGCUACUACUCUCUUUGCAAUAUGUCAGCGAAUUGGGGCAGAUUUGACAGUAUUGCAUAUUCUACCAAAGCUUAAAGAACUAUUUGAUGAGCUUGCUUUCCAGCAAAUUUCUAAAGAUUCAACUACUGUUACCAGAAAUUUGAAGGUUGCCAAACUAAAAAUUGUUGGGGACUUGCAAAUUGAAAGCCGAAUGGAUCUAGUGUUGGUUCUCUAUCCUUCGUUUGCCUCUCUUCUUGGGAUAGAGAAACUUCGUCAAUGUUGUGCUACAUGGUUACAACUUGAACAAUUUCUUCUACGGCAGCAUAAUUGGAAGUGGGAAUGUGCAGGGGAAUCAUCAAAAGGUAGUUCAGAAAAUUUUAUUGGUAGAAGAUCCACAUUUGGCCAGGGUUCCACCUCUGAAUACACUCCGGCAAAGCUGUUGCUUAAUGGCGUUGGAUGGUCAAUUCCACAAUCCCAAGGAAGUAAAAGUGCUAAGAACUUGAUUCCUCAGAGACAAUAUUUUAAACGCAGUCAGAGUCAAGUAGCAACGCAAGAAGACACACCAUACCAAUUUAACCAAGAACCCUGGUUUUGGUUCCCCAGCCCCGCCACCGUAUGGGAUGGACCUGAAUUUCUCGGGCGGGUGGGGGUUCAAAAAGAUGACCUUCCAUGGAAGAUCAGAGCAUCUGUGAUAUACUCUAUACGUGCAAAUCAUGGAGCAGUGAGGUCUCUAGCUGUUGAUCAAGAUGAAAGUACUGUUUUCACUGCAGGAAUUGGUCAAGGGUAUAAAGGAACUAUUCAGAAGUGGGAACUAAGCCGAACUAACUGUCUUUCUGGCUAUUAUGGACAUGAGGAGGUUGUGAACAAUAUUUGCAUCUUAUCAUCUAGUGGAAGAGUGGCGUCUUGUGAUGGAACAGUUCAUAUUUGGAAUAGUCAAACAGGGAAGCAAAUAUCAGUAUUUGAAGAGUCCCAAACAGAUCCUGCCCAUACUGCAAGUGAUCUAUCCGCUGCAUCAAAAAUUAACAUUGACCAGGCAAACAUGCUCAAUUUGAAUACACUGUCAAAUGGAAUAUUGUCUAGUACAUUUGAUUCAAGCCUUUAUACUUGCAUGCAUCUAUUAGACGCGGCUGAAACACUUGCCGUUGGCACUGGAAAUGGUUCACUCAGGUUUAUUGAUGUUGCUCGAGGCCAAAAGCUUCAUAUGUGGAGAGGAGAAUCUAAUGAAUCUAGUUUCCCUUCUCUUAUUUCUUCCAUUUGUUCCUCUGGAUCUGACAAGAUGCAUGCAGGUGGAAUUUCCACUUUGCCAUCUUUUAUUGCAGCUGGACUAAGUUCUGGUCAUUGUAAAUUAUUUGAUGCAAAGAGUGGAAAUGUCAUUUCCUCUUGGCGAGCUCAUGAUGGAUAUGUAACAAAAUUGGCAGCACCCGAGGAUCACAUGCUCAUAUCCAGCUCUCUUGACAGAACUUUAAGAGUCUGGGAUUUAAGAAUGAAUUUGCCAUCGCAGCCCAUUAUUUUCAGAGGUCCUUCAGAUGGCAUAUCCAGUUUCGCCAUAUGGGGCCAAGAUGUUAUUUCGAUUUCCCGGAAUAGGAUUGGCCUUCUCUCCUUGCCUAAAUCUGCCAAUGAAAUAGAUGGACAGCAUCAUAUCAUUCCCCAGAAGCUCUAUGUUUCAGAUAACAAUGGAAUGAGGAGCUUGUCAGCAUUAUCAAGUAUUAGUAUACUUCCAUUCUCUCGAUUGUUUCUCAUUGGGACAGAAGAUGGUUAUUUGAGAAUCUGUUGUUAAAUAUGCUAUUGAUUUCCUUAUCAUUCAUUGUACAUCACUAUGCUUUAUGAUUCAUCCAUGGCAAGCAAGUCCCGUUUACAGGUUUAUCGAGAAACUAAACAGUAAAAAACUUUGUUGGUUGGUAGUUAUAAUUUAAAACUUUUCUUUUCAGA